GGGCCCAGGCCUGAGCUGGAAGCCUGGGCAAUGCGGUGGUUAAGAGGAUGGCCUUUGAGGCUAGCCAGAGGCGAGCUUUGGCCCUCCCACUGACCAGCUGUGUGCUUCUGAGGAAGGUGUAGACUUUCUAGGUACUGCCGUCUUUUAUUGUUUUUGUUUUGUUUUUAAUAUGAGAGGCCGCAUAACCUAGCUAGCAGGUUCUUUGCAAGGAUUCAUUCCACAUGCAUCCUGCCAGACACUGGGCUGAGUGUUGGAAGAUCAGCCUUCCACGUGCCAGGCGGGGCCUCUGCCGUCACAGAGCUUGCAGCCUGGUGGGGUCGGACGAUGUGGCUGGGGGCUUCUCUGCCCGGCUCCUGACACACCGGCCAGCAGUGCAGGUCCGGUGAGCGCGGGGAGGCCGCCCUCAGAGUAACGUGGGGAGCCAGCCGGCCGGCCGGACAGUGCGCGUGCACACACUACCUGCGGUGGUGUGCUGACAAGCCAAUUGAGGGGACUCCAUCUUACAAAACGCGCUUCAUGUCGCCGCCAUUCCAGUGCCUAACCCGGGGAGGGCAGGCACAGCUGGGAGCAGCCCCGAAGGAGGCUGGCGCCAGGCCAAGCGCCGGGCUUUGACGGCUGGAACCGUGGAGAAAAGUCUGGGCCACGCAUGCGCGAUGCUCUCGCCCUGCCCCACCUCUCGGUCGCGGAUUGGCGGGCGCGGGUCACGUGGGCACACCACCCACUUCUUCGCCGCAGGGGGCCCGCCCGCUGGCUGGUUUCCGGUCCGGUGGGUGCAAGAUGACGGAGCCGGGCGCCUCUCCCGAGGACCCUUGGGUCAAGGUGGAGUAUGCCUACAGCGACAACAGCCUGGACCCCGGGCUUUUUGUAGAAAGCACCCGCAAGGGGAGUGUAGUGUCCAGAGCUAAUAGCAUCGGUUCCACCAGUGCCUCUUCUGUCCCCAACACAGAUGACGAGGACAGUGAUUACCACCAGGAGGCCUACAAGGAGUCUUACAAAGACCGGCGGCGGCGCGCACACACUCAGGCUGAGCAGAAGAGGAGGGACGCCAUCAAGAGAGGCUAUGAUGACCUUCAGACCAUCGUCCCCACUUGCCAGCAGCAGGACUUCUCCAUUGGCUCCCAAAAGCUCAGCAAAGCCAUCGUUCUACAAAAGACCAUUGACUACAUUCAGUUUUUGCACAAGGAGAAGAAAAAGCAGGAGGAGGAGGUGUCUACGUUACGCAAGGAUGUCACAGCCCUAAAGAUCAUGAAAGUGAACUAUGAGCAGAUUGUGAAGGCACACCAGGACAACCCCCAUGAAGGGGAGGACCAGGUCUCUGACCAGGUCAAGUUCAACGUGUUUCAAGGCAUCAUGGAUUCCCUGUUCCAGUCCUUCAAUGCCUCCAUCUCAGUGGCCAGCUUCCAGGAGCUGUCAGCCUGUGUCUUCAGCUGGAUUGAGGAGCACUGUAAGCCUCAGACCCUGCGGGAGAUUGUGAUUGGCGUCCUGCACCAAUUGAAAAACCAGCUUUACUGACCGGUUCUUGGAAACCUGCAGAACAGCCAACAAGAGGCCCUUGAAUCUCUACUUGGCCACUGAACUGCUGGGCCCAGGAGAUUGGACUACAACACCUCACACUGGUCAGCUGGUUUCUACUUGGUGUUUGGUUUUCCCAGCCCCAUUUUAUCUUCAGCGGAGCUGCGGUGUUUGUUUUGUGAAAGCUUCUGAUUAAUUUAUUAUAUUGACGAUAAAACUCAAACCUACCCAGCCUUCCCCCCACUCCAUGGAAGUCCUUGGGAUGGGAGUCUGCUCUGGACACCCCAAAGAGGUCCUGCCCUCUCAGCCCUUUCUUCAAGCCUCAGAUUUCUGCUCAUGAGCUACAUAGAUUUGGAAACUGUUUUCCACUGUUUUCCUCUGUUUUGGUCUCUUGGGCAACAUCUGGCCCAAGUUGGGGCAUUUUGGCAGUAGCUGUAUGGGAGAAAAAGAGUAAGAGGAAAUAUUCCCCCAGCCAUGAAGGGUGAAAGGGCACCUUGUGCCUGGUCAGUUCCAGGUGAGGCCAAGGGCUUUCUGGCCAUCUCAGGGAGGGGCCACCAGGUUCCUCCCCUCACCCCAUAUUCCAUCACCUUCCUCCUCUGCUCUGGGUGAUAAGGGAAGCCCUCCCGGUUCCCACAGGCUGUGAUGCUGCACGGCAGAGGCAGGUUUAACACAGCACUACAUACUGGAAAUUUUUAAUUUUUCUAAAUACCAAUGCAGUUUUGCUACGGUUACAAUUUUGAAAUAUUAACUGGGCCUCAAAAUCACCCUUUCUGUCAAGCAUAUCUUGGCCUCUCCCAUGUCUCAGUGUUGCCUGCAUUUCUCCCAGGACUUGGGGGUGGGGUGAAAAGCGUACAAAAGAUAUUCAAAAGGGCUCCUGGGGUACACAAGCCCAGCAGGUCCUGAGUGAAGCCGUGGGCCCUCCAAAUGCUCGUUUUAUAGCAACCUCUCUCUACCCUAGUUCUCCAAGUUUACUUCUGCCUUCCUCAGGUUUGAUAUCUGGCAGGUUUGACUAUCCAGAGGAAAUUAAAUAUUUUUAUAUCAAAUUAAAUUAUAAUAAAUAUUGCCAAAUGCUUUCCUUUAGCAUUGUUCCAAGUCUAAAUGUUAACCUCAAGCUACUGCAGUUUAGACAACGAAAUGGGCUGGGCCUACCCCCAGCCACCAGCCCUCAUCCUCCACCCAGUGCUCUGGUUUAUGCCUGUCUCCUGACUGCUCUGCUUAAAGGUGAAAAGUAGCAGGAACAACAACAAAAGCCAACCAAAAACAAGGUAGCCAGUGCAAGACAUCUCACUCUUCUGACAUUCUGCAGUCCCCACCAGUCCCGACCGUGGGCCCCUCAGGGGUCUGGGAGUGUGACGUUGUAAUCUUCAUCCGUCUCUAUCCCAACUUCCUCCUGUGGGACAGGGAGACAAGUGAAUGAGACGUCACCAGGAUAAGACCACAGGGAAGCAAAGAAAGAAGAGAGUACCACUUACAAAGAACUGCUUCUUGCUCUUGGGGUAUCCUUCAAGUAUUGCAUCAGACAGCUCUGUAGCCUGACAAGAAAUAAAACCACCCGUUUUCAGAUGGGCAGCACUGGGCACUGCCUGUCAGUUUAUGA
Pongo pygmaeus (Bornean orangutan) is the source of this 3109-nucleotide messenger RNA. RefSeq names its product MAX dimerization protein MLX (gene MLX). The record is from RefSeq and is a predicted model, not a curated record. The coding region runs from base 778 to 1512 and encodes 244 amino acids. Lineage: Eukaryota; Metazoa; Chordata; Mammalia; Primates; Hominidae. The transcript has 8 exons. Gene Ontology annotation, cellular component: nucleus. Gene Ontology annotation, biological process: regulation of transcription by RNA polymerase II. Gene Ontology annotation, molecular function: protein dimerization activity; RNA polymerase II cis-regulatory region sequence-specific DNA binding; DNA-binding transcription factor activity, RNA polymerase II-specific.